Molecule: messenger RNA, 2604 nt
Organism: Kickxella alabastrina
Lineage: Eukaryota; Fungi; Kickxellomycota; Kickxellomycetes; Kickxellales; Kickxellaceae
Product: family 2 glycosyltransferase
Exons: 1
Cellular component (GO): cell septum; cell periphery
Molecular function (GO): chitin synthase activity
Source: RefSeq, a predicted model, not a curated record
AUGCACAAUGAAAAGGCUAGCAAUAUUGAUACGUUUGCCAAAAGGGCUUCUGACCCAGGCCCCGCAGGCGGCAGUGGCGGCGAGGGCAACGUUUACAAGGGCACCCACGAGCAUGUCGAGGACCUCGAGAUCACGACGAGUCGCCGCCUGUGGGUGAUCUUUACUUGGAUGGUGACGUGGUGGAUUCCUUCGCCGUUGUUGCAAUUCUGCGGCCGCAUGGGGCGCCCCGAUGUGCGCAUGGCCUGGCGCGAGAAGGUGGCCAUUUGCGUAAUCAUCGGGUUUAUGUGGGCCUUUCUUCUGUUCAUUAUCAUCGGCCUGGGCCUUAUAGUAUGCCCGCGCCAGUAUGUGUGGACGCUGGACGACGUGGCGGGCAAGAACACCGCAAAGAGCUCGUUUGUUGCCAUGCGCGGCUCGGUCUACGACAUCACAAACUUUAUGAAGCAGAAGCACGGUGACAGUGCCUACACCUCGACUCCAGAACUUAUGCUUGAGACGUACUCUGGCCAAGACGUCAAUGCGUCGUUCCCCAUUCCAGUUCGUGUCGCGUGCCCCCAGUUUGUCUCGGCGCAGACUGACCCCAAUUAUCUGUUUUUCUACCCGGUGUCGGGCGCCUCCGAGGUUGAUCCUAACCAGGCCAACAUGUUCCAGCACACAAUGAACCGGUCCCCCUUGUCCAAGGAGCUCCAGGACCCAAAUUUCUACUCAAAGUACGCACUGCCGACGCUUAAAAAGUUCAAGAAGGGCGGCAUCGUGUGGAAGUUCGACUGGAUUAAUGACAUGUACAUCGAGCAGUCCAUGUUCUGGCGCGUCAUUAACAAGGAGGUGUUCAACAUGCAGCCCUACUUUGACGCGGCCAAGAGCGGGCUCAACGUCAACAAAAAGUACAACCUUUUAGACGCCAGACUUGAGAAAAUCAUGGAUCAGGGCGGUUACGGCACGGCAGAUAUCACCAAGGACUGGGACGCGCUCAACUGGAACUCAACCGCCAAGCUCAACAACUACAACUGCAUGAAGAAUAUGUUUUAUGUUGGCAGAGUCGACGACCGCCAGAGCGUCCGCUGCCUGUUUACCAACUACAUGCUGCUUGCAUUUGCCUGUGUGCUCAUGCUUGUCGUAUUGGUCAAGUUUCUUGCCGCCAUGCAGUUUGGAAACAAGAAGCGACCCGUCCCUCCAAUCAAGUUUGUCGUUUGCCAGGUGCCCUGCUACACUGAGGACGACGAAAGCCUGCUCAAGACUAUCACCUCGCUGGCUGCACUUGAUUACCAGGACAAGCACAAGCUAAUUUUUGUCAUUUGCGACGGCAACAUUGUCGGCUCCGGCAACGAAAAGUCGACGCCGCGCAUUGUGCUGGAUAUUCUGGGCGUUGAUCCUGAGUACGAUCCACCGGGCCGCGAUUACCUUGCCAUUGCCGAGGGCUCACGCCGGCACAACAUUGGCAAGGUGUACUCUGGCCUGUACGAGUUUGAGGGCCACGUCGUGCCCUUUAUGGUUGUGGUUAAGGUUGGCACGCCCGACGAGUCCAACCGCUCUGGUAAUCGCGGCAAGCGCGACUCGCAGAUCCUGCUCAUGUCGUUCUUCAACAAGGUACACUUUGACCUGCCGAUGACGCCACUGGAGCUCGAGAUCUACCACCAGAUGCGCCAUAUCAUCGGAAUCAACCCGCGCGACUUUGAAUAUCUGCUGCAAGUUGACGCCGACACAGAGGUAAUGCCCGACUCGCUGUCACGCCUGAUUGCUGCCUGCUCGUCGGACCAGCGCAUUGCGGGAAUCUGUGGCGAGACCAUGCUGGGCAACGAGAGCAAGAGCUGGACAACAAUGAUGCAGGUAUACGAGUACUUUAUCUCCCACCACAUGGCUAAGGCCUUUGAGUCGCUUUUUGGCUCUGUCACCUGCCUGCCUGGGUGCUUCUGCAUGUACCGCAUGCGCAGUGCCGAGGGCAAGCCACUGCUUAUUGCCAAGCCUGUACUCGAGGCGUACUCCGAGCUGCAUGUCGACACGCUGCACAAGAAAAACCUUUUGUCGCUCGGCGAGGAUCGCUACCUGACCACGCUGAUGAUGAAGCACUUCCCGCAGUUCAAGUACAAGUUUAUCCACGAUGCAAAGUGCAAGACCAUUGCACCCGAGAAAUGGUCCGUAUUGAUGUCGCAGCGCCGCCGCUGGAUCAACUCGACCAUCCACAAUCUGGCUGAGCUGAUGUUCUUGCAGGACAUGUGCGGAUUCUGCUUCUUUUCGAUGCGCUUUGUCGUGUUCCUCGAUCUCUUUGGUACCAUCACGAUGCCAACAACCCUUGGGUAUUUCAUCUAUCUGAUCUACAUUGGAAUUACCGGUCUCGCUGACGUCGGCUACAUCUCCUUGAUCCUCAUCGGUGCCAUCUAUGGUGUGCAAGCCAUCAUAUUUAUUAUGCGACGUGAGUGGCAGCAUGUCGGCUGGAUGCUUAUUUACCUGUGUGCCUAUCCGCUGUGGUCGUUCAUCCUGCCAAUCUACUCGUUCUGGCACAUGGAUGACUUCUCGUGGGGCAACACGCGUGUUGUGGUUGGCGACGGCAAGCGCAAGCUCAUUGUUUCCGAUGACAAGCCAUUCAACCCCAAUUCCAUUCUCCAGCGC